Molecule: messenger RNA, 586 nt
Organism: Astrephomene gubernaculifera
Lineage: Eukaryota; Viridiplantae; Chlorophyta; Chlorophyceae; Chlamydomonadales; Astrephomenaceae
Source: the annotation of a GenBank genome assembly
GCUGAGUCGGGGUGCGUUGGAGGCGGCGGAUGGUGCGAGGGCGGCGCUGGAGGGGGCGGAUCGGGAAUACAAUGCGGCGCUGGAUGCGCUGGAGGGUGAGGACUCCCGGGCGCGCCACUUCCGCUUCCGUCGCCAACGUUCCGAACUGAGCUGGUCUUCACUGCACGCCGCCGACCCAGAUCGCCUAGUGGCGGAGUGGCCCAUGGGUCAGUCGCUCCUGGAGGGGCUGCUGCCCAACCUGAUGUACGGCAGCAUUACUAAUGAGGACGAGCAGCAGCUGACGCCGCACCACUUUAGUCAGCUGGUGCCGCUGGCGCAGGCUGCCCUGGACUACGUGUUGUGGCAGGCCAACGCAACCGGCGCCUUACUGGAGCAAUCCAUGGCGGCUCUGCAGUCCGCAUGUGGCGACAUACCCCUCCUCACAACCGCCACACAGGAGAUGCACGCCAACAUCACCUCCCUGCUUCUAGAGGCCCAGGCGGCUGCGGGGUGUGGAGCCACAGGAGGAGGAGGAGGGGCGCUGGUGGGCGGAUCGCUGGGUGUCCCUGCCCUGGGCCCCAGCGGAGCAGCAGGACCGGCAGCAGGG